This is a messenger RNA of Colossoma macropomum (tambaqui), 2778 nucleotides long. RefSeq names its product probable ATP-dependent RNA helicase DHX35. The transcript is spliced from 21 exons. Gene Ontology annotation, cellular component: intracellular anatomical structure; catalytic step 2 spliceosome. Bases 20 to 2119 code for a protein of 699 amino acids. Gene Ontology annotation, molecular function: RNA binding; ATP binding. Lineage: Eukaryota; Metazoa; Chordata; Actinopteri; Characiformes; Serrasalmidae. The record is from RefSeq and is a predicted model, not a curated record.
AAUGACGUAGUACUGUAAGAUGGCGGCCCCCCACUCCACGAUGCGGUUUUGGAAGCCCGGGUGUGAGGGGCCCGGAGUGUCUGAGGAGAGAGAGCUGGUGACGGAGCCCAGCGGGCCUGUACUCAUCUACAACCCACACAGCACCCUGUCUGUGGAGAAACAGAGGCAGAAACUGCCCGUAUUUAAGCAUAGGAACAACAUCCUGUAUCUGGUGGAGAGCUUUCAGACGGUGGUGAUAGUUGGAGAGACUGGCUGUGGGAAGAGCACGCAGAUUCCUCAGUAUCUGCUGGAGGCCGGCUGGGCUGCAGAGGGGAAGGUGAUUGGUGUGACUCAGCCCAGGAGGGUGGCGGCUACUUCGGUGGCCAAUCGUGUAGCUGAAGAGCGAGGAGCGCUGCUGGGCCACGAGGUCGGAUAUACCAUCCGCUUUGAUGACUGCUCAGAUCCUCAUGCUACUCGCAUAAAGUUCCUCACAGACGGGAUGCUGGUGAGGGAGAUGAUGGCUGACCCGCUCCUGAAAAAGUACAGUGUCCUCAUGCUGGACGAGGCUCAUGAGAGAACACUCUACACUGACAUUGCCAUUGGCCUUCUGAAGAAGAUUCAGAGGAAGAGGAGAGAUUUGAGGUUGAUCGUAGCGUCUGCUACGCUGGAUGCAAAGAAAUUUCAAGACUUUUUCAACCUGAAUGAAUCUGGAGACCCCAGUAAGGACACGUGUGGGAUUCUGACUGUGGAGGGCCGAACUUUCCCUGUGGAUGUUUUCUAUACCGUCAGUCCAGUGCCGGACUACGUAAAGGCCACUGUGGAAACUGUGAUGAAGAUUCAUGAGGCUGAGGAGGAUGGAGAUGUCCUGGCCUUCCUCACUGGACAGGAGGAGGUGGAGAAGGUGGUUUCUAUGCUGCAGGACCAGGCUCGCACUCUUUCUCGUUACGGCCUUAAGAAGCAUCUGCGCGUACUCCCCAUGUACGCUGGACUGCCCUACACUGAGCAGAUGAAAGUGUUUGAGAGGAUGCCCCCUACUGUACGAAAGGUGGUGGUGGCUACUAACAUCGCUGAAACCUCCAUCACCAUAAAUGGCAUCGUGUUUGUGAUAGACUGUGCGUUUGUGAAGCUCCGAGCGUAUAACCCUCGCACAGCCAUCGAGUCUCUGGUGGUCACGCCCAUCUCUAAAGCCUCCGCUGCUCAGCGGGCAGGCAGAGCCGGACGCAACAGGCCCGGAAAAUGCUUCAGACUUUAUACAGAGGAAGACUUUGAGAAGCUUCCGGAGUCCACUGUGCCGGAGAUGCAGCGCAGUAACCUGGCCCCGGUCAUCCUCCAGCUGAAAGCUCUGGGCAUCGACAAUGUUCUCCGCUUCAGCUUCCUGUCUCCACCACCAGCUCAGUCUAUGGUGCAGGCUUUGGAGCUGCUCUACGCUCUUGGUGGUUUGGAUCAGUACGGGCGUCUGACGGAGCCGAUGGGCGUGCGCAUGGCCGAGUUCCCCCUCAGCCCCAUGUUUGCAAAGAUGCUGCUGGAGUCCGGCAACUUUGGCUGCUCCAAGGAGAUCGUCACCAUAGCAGCCAUGAUGCAGAUCCAGAACAUCUUUGUGGUGCCGUCGGACCAGAAGAAAGCAGCCGCUCGUGAGCACAGGAAGUUUGCCGUGGCUGAAGGAGAUCAUCUGACCAUGCUGAACAUUUACGAGGCUUUCGUUAAGCAUCAGAAGAGUUCUCAGUGGUGUCAGGAACAUUUCCUCAACUAUAAGGGUCUGGUACGCGCCAUGACGGUCCGAGAGCAGCUGCGCCGCCUGCUGAACAAGUUUAAGGUGCCUCGAACGUCCAGCGAAGGUGACCCGGAUGUAAUUCUCAGGUGUAUAGUUUCUGGUUUCUUUGCUAAUGCCGCCCGUCUGCACCACUCUGGAUCUUAUAGAACUUUACGGGAUGACAGGGAGCUACACAUCCAUCCUAACUCGGUGCUUUAUGGGGAGAAGCCACCAAAAUGGGUGGUCUUCAAUGAGGUGGUUCAAACCUCCAAGUAUUUCAUGCGGGACGUGACGGCGGUGGAAUCUGCCUGGCUGGUGGAACUGGCGCCCCAUUUUUAUAAACAGGCCAAGCAUGGCUCUCUGGGAAGCAAACGGACCAAAGUUUUCUGAGCUGAAACAAUCCCCCACACUGCCCCCUAGUGGCAUUAGCCAUCGUCACAACUGGCCGGUGAACUGAUGAUCCUACAACACUUGAGCGCACACUUACACACUUACUCACUUACAGACAGAGCAUUUUCUAAGGCCGCAGGGCAGAGGAACUUUUCGCUUUAAAAGAAAAGCACUGUGUCUCAUCUUACUUUGUACAUAGUUGUAUUAUAUAUUUAUUUCUUCAUGUCAGUACCUCCACCAGCACAUGAACAUAAGCAGAGCAAGCUUCUAUCCUCAGAACUGGAGAUUUUAUGGGGUCAGAAGCUUCUUUUUUUUUUUAUUUUUGUACUGCUUUUUUGUGUUCUUGCAUGGCUUUGUAGUAACAGAGCGAGGAGAGUGGAGAUGAGAUGUGAUUAACAUAGUUUUGUUAAGAAAUGUAUGAGGGUAAAUGAUUUUAGAGUGAUUGUGCUGCUUUUCUGCAUUGCAUGAGCCCUGAAGUGACCAUCAGAUGACUAUUUUUAAUGACAAAAAUGAAAUCCUCACCAAGCAAAUACUGUGUAGAUGAGAUUUAGUGGCCUUUUUCACCAUUUUGUGCCAAAUAUAGUGCAAUCUUGUGUAAUAUUUCAUGGUUUAUGGUAUAUAGAAAAUAAAAGCAUUGUUAGUUAGCUGUUAAACCCAAA